AUGUUCGAAGACAGUUGGAGUAUUUUAAAUCUGUUAAUAGUCUUCACUGCAAUUUACUAUAAGAUUCAUACAAGAAUGAAUCUGAAAGAUGUAGAUGAAGUGGCUAGCUUAAAAUUCUGA
Messenger RNA from Kazachstania africana CBS 2517, 120 nucleotides. RefSeq lists its product as uncharacterized. The record is from RefSeq and is a predicted model, not a curated record. The coding region runs from base 1 to 120 and encodes 39 amino acids. The transcript has a single exon. NCBI's taxonomy places the organism in Eukaryota, Fungi, Ascomycota, Saccharomycetes, Saccharomycetales, Saccharomycetaceae.